UCUUAAAAUCCCAAACCCCCUCUUCAAAUUCCAAAGCUCUCAUUUUUACCCCCAACCAAAAUCUUUUUACCCUUUUCCCUUUCGUCUCCUCCCGAAUUUCUCACCUCGGAUCUCGAUCGCAGGGCGGGAAAGAGAUCAGGAGGAGAGAGGCAUAGAUGGGUGCAGCGCCAGAGUGCGGUCGGCCCCAUGAACGGAGCCUGACGGCGGCGCCGGAGGAGGAGGAGGGGGUCCACGUGCUCAAUGGCGGAGGAGGACCAAACUGGUGGCCCCCAGGGUUCAGAUUUCAUCCCACUGAUGAGGAGCUGGUUCUUUAUUAUCUUAAGCGCAGGAUCUGCGGUCGCCGGCUCAAGCUCCGGAUGAUCGGCGAUGUUGAUGUCUACAAGUGGGACCCUUGGGAACUUCCAGACAAAUCGUUGUUGAGAAGCGGUGACAAGCAAUGGUACUACUUUAGUCCCAGAGAUAGGAAGUACCCGAAUGGAUCAAGAUCUAAUCGGGCAAGCAAGCAUGGCUACUGGAAGGCCACGGGCAAGGACCGUAUCAUCUGUCAUAACUCCAAGGCUGUGGGUAACAAGAAAACUCUAGUCUACUAUCAGGGCCGAGCUCCAAAAGGGAAGCGAACUGAUUGGGUGAUGCACGAGUACACCUUGGAUGAGCAAGUUCUUAUGAGCUGCAGCAAUGUGCAGGAUUACUUUGCACUCUAUAAGCUUUUUAGAAAGAGUGGACCUGGUCCCAAGAACGGAGAGCAGUAUGGUGCACCAUUCAGAGAAGAAGAAUGGGAGGAAGAUGUUCCUGAUGAUCGUCUCAAGAACCAAACUGACAUGGGCAACAAAAAUGAGCAUCUUCAUUGUCAGUCAGUUGAUAAAAUAUCAGAUGUUAAUAGGAGUGGACUACCAUAUUAUGAUCUCGAGGACAGCUUGCCCCAAAUGUCAAAUGAGCUAGAUGUGAUUCCACAAAGUUCUGAAUGUUAUGGUCGGAACAACAAUAUUCAAGAUGAUAAUUUUGGGAGCCAAAGUAACAGAGGGGACAAAUCUGAAGAGCAUCUUCAGAGUCAUCCAAUUGAUAGAGUGUUGAAUGAGGAAAUGAAUGCACCUCCAAGUUAUGAUCUUGAGGAUAUUUUGCUGCAAAUGUGUGAUGAGGUAGAUGUAGUUCCUGAGGCGAACACUGAAACUUCUGUUAUAAGCAAUUCUUUGUGUCCUCCAUCCAAUGAAAAUGAUAUUUUUCCACAACAAACUGGUACUUGGUGUGAGCACAGGAGCUCCAUAACAAGCUUUCAGAUCACACCAUCACCUUCUGCUGCUUAUGCACAACCAAUAGAGCUCCCAGAGUUAUCGUCCUUGACCAGUGAUGCAGUGCAGGAACAAGAGGUAGCCGCUGAAGAAUUUCUAGAAAUUAAAGACUUGAACGAUCUUGAUUCAAUAGAUUGGAGAACAGAUGAUGCAAGCAAAAUUGAUCAUAUUGCAAUUACUGGCGGGUUGAUUGAUACAGAUGAUUACUUUGAUGCCCAAAUGUACUUAGCUGAAGCUCUGGGACCCGAUCAACAAACAAAUCAAUAUCCAUCCUUGAAUGGCUUUGGUGUCAAUAAGACGGGUAGCCAAGCAUCUCAUGUUACUACCGAGAUCUGGCCACAGGAGACGGCUGUUAAUGUCUCGAAUGCUAUAGAGUCAAAUACGGCUACGUCGUCAGGUUUGGGCACAGGGGAGAUGAAUGGGAUUUCAAGUCCCUCAGGAUCUUGGUUCAAUUCCACACUCAUGGCCUUCUUAGAUUCUGUACCGAGUAGUCCCGCCUUUGCAUCAGAAAAUGCCUUGAUAAGCAGAGCACUUGAACGAGUAUCGAGCUUUAGGGCAGAGCAGAUUCAAGAAGCUGGAAAUCCUCCUGCUGUUGCUCGGAGGGAGGAUCGCAAAAUUGGUGGAUUCCUUUUUGUCUCAUUUCUUGUUGGGCUGGGAGCUGUCACUUGGGUCCUAGUUGUUGGUACCGCACUAAAAGUUAUAAAAGGUUUAUGGGGUAGAUUUGCGUCCUCUUAGCCUUUGAGCUUUCGUAGUCUAAAUUUUCUCAAGCUUUUCAGAACCAAGCUUCGCAAGUCACGGAUUUCACUGAAGGUGAGGAUGCAUGUAGUUCAGUAUCAGGUCAUGCAGCGUAUGGAUUUUAUUCACAGCCCGCGGAAUUCUUUUCAGAUGAGAUGAAGCGUGCACAAAGAUUGUACUCUCAUAUAUAAAAUUUCUCGCAGUUCUGAAGAUGCAAGCUCCUGUAACUGCAGUAACUUUUUGUACAUCACAGUCUACAUAAUUGUUCACGCACGAGUGAAUGCAAGAGAUCCUUUCAUAUGAUCUCCCUGGAUUCUGAUAAGUCGUAGUAGCCAUGAUAAGGUUUGGGUUCGUAUACGAACUCAUCAAAAUGGAAAGGGUUCGCUCAAAGGUAUCAUUGUUUGGAACCUACUGUCGUUGGAGCUCUCAUGGCCGCGAUAACGGACAGACCCCCUCGUUUAAAUAUUUUCGCCUCUUUCGCCCUUAAGACUCGCUAAUUUCAUCCAAGGGUACCAUUUACAUCACUGAUCCUCGUGUCAUAUUUAAGUUUUAUUAAAUUUAAUUUGCCAAUGGUUAAAAAUUGAGAAAAAAACGAGAAAAC
Messenger RNA from Asparagus officinalis (garden asparagus), 2622 nucleotides. Its product is annotated as NAC domain-containing protein 17-like. Gene Ontology annotation, biological process: regulation of DNA-templated transcription. Bases 156 to 2021 code for a protein of 621 amino acids. Lineage: Eukaryota; Viridiplantae; Streptophyta; Magnoliopsida; Asparagales; Asparagaceae. The record is from RefSeq and is a predicted model, not a curated record. Gene Ontology annotation, molecular function: DNA binding. The transcript has 6 exons.